CGCACGUGACGGCGCUAACGAUUGUCCGAAGCUGUCACCUAGCUCCGUUCCCAUCAACGUUACAAACACCCCCAUUCCCUCACCAUCACCGCCCUGUCUCACAACGCCCCUGUGCCGAACUUCAUUCUACACACCUCACCUCGCAACCCCCACACCAUUCUCUGGCGAAACUGCGAAAUCUGUCAUGGGCAAUCAACAGUCGAGUGCUGGAGGAGGACCUCCAGGCGGAGAUGGCAAAGACAAGAAAGACAAGAAGGAUAAGCCCAAGUACGAGCCUCCGCCACAGCCAACGACGCGCAUCGGAAGGAAGAAGAGAAAGGCUGCCGGGCCAAGCGCUUCUGCAAAACUCCCCACCGUCUACCCGACUGCGCGAUGCAAGCUACGAUACCUGCGGAUGCAGCGCAUCCACGACCAUCUUCUGUUGGAGGAGGAGUACGUGGAGAACCAAGAACGCAUCCGCAAGGCUAAGGCCGUAAACACAUCCGCGCCUGCAAGUGCUGGAGGAGACUCUGACGCUAUCGAUCGAAACGCCGACGAGAGGUCGCGAGUGGAUGACAUGCGAGGUAGCCCCAUGGGCGUCGGUAAUUUAGAAGAACUUAUUGACGACGACCACGCCAUCGUCUCCAGCGCUACUGGCCCCGAAUACUACGUCUCGAUCAUGUCUUUCGUCGACAAGGAUCUGCUGGAGCCUGGAGCCAGCAUCCUGCUACAUCACAAGUCCGUUUCGGUGGUUGGCGUCUUGACUGAUGACGCCGACCCCUUGGUCUCGGUCAUGAAGCUGGACAAAGCACCGACGGAAUCAUACGCGGAUAUUGGGGGUUUGGAACAGCAGAUCCAGGAGGUCCGCGAGGCCGUUGAGCUCCCUCUCCUUCAUCCGGAGCUGUAUGAGGAGAUGGGCAUCAAGCCACCGAAAGGUGUCAUUCUCUACGGCGCCCCAGGCACUGGCAAGACUCUUCUGGCGAAGGCCGUGGCGAACCAAACUAGUGCGACCUUCUUGCGAAUUGUCGGUAGCGAGCUGAUCCAGAAGUACCUGGGUGAUGGACCACGACUUGUGCGCCAGCUCUUCCAGGUGGCAGCAGAACAUGCUCCUUCCAUCGUCUUCAUUGACGAGAUUGAUGCCAUCGGGACGAAGCGUUACGAGUCAACUUCCGGAGGCGAGCGCGAGAUUCAGCGUACUAUGUUGGAGCUUCUCAACCAACUCGAUGGCUUUGAUGACCGCGGUGAUGUCAAGGUCAUUAUGGCUACGAACAAGAUUGAAACCCUUGAUCCCGCUUUGAUACGACCUGGUCGGAUUGACAGAAAGAUUCUCUUUGAGAACCCCGACCAGACGACCAAGAAGAAGAUUUUCACGCUUCACACUUCCAAGAUGUCUCUCAAUGAGGAUGUCGAUCUCGAUGAGUUCAUCAGCCAAAAGGACGAUCUCUCUGGCGCCGAUAUUAAAGCUAUCUGUUCCGAAGCAGGCUUGAUGGCUCUCAGGGAACGCCGGAUGAGGGUGCAGAUGGAAGACUUCCGUACCGCUAGAGAGCGUGUGCUGAAGACUAAGAGCGAAGGAGAGCCCGAGGGCUUGUAUUUGUAGAUGGGACUGAUGAUAUCUGACAUAACUUCCAGUGGUAACUCCUUUGGGCACCGGCAGUUUUUAAUAGUAGCUAGAGCACAAGAAGGGAGUGUAGUCGAUAGCUUUUUGAAGCAUAUAAAGUCCAUCCCUGUGGUUCGAACAACCCCCCGCACUGAACCAGAUCCCUCGUUCACGCACUUUGCACCUCAAC
This is a messenger RNA of Lindgomyces ingoldianus, 1766 nucleotides long. RefSeq names its product 26S protease-like protein regulatory subunit 4. NCBI's taxonomy places the organism in Eukaryota, Fungi, Ascomycota, Dothideomycetes, Pleosporales, Lindgomycetaceae. The record is from RefSeq and is a predicted model, not a curated record. Gene Ontology annotation, molecular function: ATP hydrolysis activity; ATP binding; proteasome-activating activity. The coding region runs from base 185 to 1576 and encodes 463 amino acids. Gene Ontology annotation, cellular component: proteasome regulatory particle, base subcomplex. The transcript has 4 exons. Gene Ontology annotation, biological process: proteasome-mediated ubiquitin-dependent protein catabolic process.